AGCAGGUGCAGCUUUCUCCUUAAAUGGAUGCGAGCCACGUCAUGUGACGCAGCGAGCUGCCAACAACACAAGCAGCAUCACCAGGAAAAUGGAGGGAGGUGAGGCUUAGAAGACACACGACUGUAUUCCUGGAAGUGAUGCUUGUUAAAUAUUAAACAGCUUAAUGACAAUGAGAUUUCACGAGUGCGUUGAGUAAGACAUCCCUAAAUAAGAAACCAGCAAGAAACCUUGUUCGUCUUUGGCAGCAGGUCACUUCCUGCAGACAUGGAGUCUUCCUGCUCCCUUAAUGAUGGGAAAACUUCUCCCCCAAACUCUCUCCAUAUUGGUGGAGCCGGAGGGGACGGGGCCCAUCGGAAGCGACGUACGCUGGUGGCCCCAAACAUGAACUUGUCUCUGGAUCAAAGCGAAGGUUCAUUGCUCUCCGAUGACUUUCUGGAUACCCCUGAUGAUCUGGAUAUUAACGUGGAUGAUAUCGAGACCCCGGAUGAGUCGGAUUCCCUGGAGUUCAUCACCAAUGGUAAUGACCUGGAGUGGGAGGAUGACACACCUGUGGCCUCGGCCAAACCUCCUCCUGCUGACAGUGACACUGAUGGAGAGGGCGCGGAUGGGACCGGCGCCAACGGUCGUCUGUGGAGGACUGUGAUCAUCGGUGAACAGGAACACCGUAUCGACAUGCAGGUCAUACGACCGUAUCUGCGCGUCAUAUCACACGGAGGGUACUACGGCGAGGGUCUGAACGCUAUCAUUGUGUUUUCGGCGUGUUACCUUCCUGACAGCAGCUGUCCAGACUAUCAUUAUCUCAUGGAAAACCUCUUCCUGUACGUGGUGAGCAGUUUGGAGAUGCUGGUGGCGGAGGACUACCUGAUCAUUUAUAUUAACGGAGGGACGCCUCGCGGUAAAAUGCCAGGCAUUAGCUGGUUAAAGAAAUGCUAUCAGAUGAUUGACAGGAGACUGAGGAAAAACCUGAAGUCUCUGAUCAUCACUCACCCCUCCUGGUUUAUCCGAACCGUCCUGGCCAUUUCCAAACCCUUCAUCAGUGUGAAGUUCAUGAAUAAGAUCCGUUAUGUGCACAGUUUGGAAGAGUUGGAGAAGAUUGUCCCAAUGGAUCAUAUUCAGAUUCCAGAGUGUGUCUUACAGUUUGAAGAGGAAAGAAUAAAAGCAAGAAUGGAGCAGGAACAGAAAGAGCAACAGCAUCAAGAACAGCAACAGACCGUGACCAAUCCGGAGAGGACAACAACUGUUGAAGCCCCUGGACAUUGAGCGGGAAAGCCUGCUGGUGGUGUUGAUAAAACCAAUUUUGUUGUUGUUACUCUUUAAUGCUGAUCUGGGACCGUCUUUCAUAUCUUAUAUAAUAUAUAUAUUAAUACAUAUAUCAGAAUUAAAACUGGUCUCAGAUCAGCAACAAAGAAGACAACUCAAAUGAAAGUGGGAGUAACCUGCUCACUUUCGCUUUUAAAGGCACAAAUUUAAGAGGUAUGGAAGUGCACCAGCAGAUGGGGCUACACACAGCAUCUUCGAGCAGAUAUACAAUCUGCAUUGUACUGUGGCCUCCUAUAGCAGUUAUUGAUUUUAAAUAGGCUGUUCCCUGCUUUUUGAUGUCAUCUAUAUCUUGACCUGUUUGUCAAUUGCCUAAAAUUGCUUAAGAUUGGUGGUGCAUGUCUAUUAUGAGCAUUGAAACAACCGUUGUUCUCCCUCCGUACUUCUCUCCGUGUCUGAGCCCUGAAUGUAACUUGAUUCAGUUUUGCUUAUGUUUGCUUGGUAUGGGAACGUUUUAAUCUUAUUUUAUUAAGCUUUUGUAAAUUAUAAGUGCGAGUCAUGUUAUUCUGAUGAAAACAUCAUUGUUUGGCAUUUACAUGCAGUCAUUUUUGUUGCCUUUUGAUUCCAUAUUAAACAUUCUGGUGUAUGACUAUAAA
Molecule: messenger RNA, 1913 nt
Organism: Misgurnus anguillicaudatus (oriental weatherfish)
Lineage: Eukaryota; Metazoa; Chordata; Actinopteri; Cypriniformes; Cobitidae
Source: RefSeq, a predicted model, not a curated record